AUGGCGACUCCACAGUUUGUGUGCGCAAACUGGAGCGCCGACAACACUGGCUGCAAGAAAUUCGGCAAAUAUACUUGCAACGUAUGCCAUCUCGUGGUGUAUUGCGGUUCGGAUUGCCAAAAGUCUCACUGGGCCCUUCACAAAAUCGACUGCAAGUCGCCCCUGGGCAAUGAAGCCUGGCGUCCUGGCUGGGUUCUGGAACGGAGAGACCCGAAAUUCAUGGUAAAAUUGGGAAGCAUAUAUCCCUCGUUUGCCGAAGAAAAACGUCUUUGGGGAAAUAUUCCCGCCAUCGAUGGGCUUCAGCUUGAGUCAAACGAAGGUGUUGGUCACGGAAAGCAAUUGAACCUCUUGUUUGCUGCUUCCGGAGAUCUUCGAAAUGUUGUCAAGACCAUUGCUCAGGUUCCUGAUGGCUAUACCAAGCCCAUUGAAGUUACUAUCAACGAUAACGAUCUUGAUGUGGUGGCACGCAACGCCAUUAUACUUCUCAUUGCCCUCGUGUCUGAUAACGCCGACGAGGCCGUUGACUGCAUAAUCCACGUCUGGUACUCGGCUCUUAUCCGCAAGUCCGAUCUUGACAUGCUUCAGCAAAAGACAUGGAGAUUCGAAAAGGGCUCGCUGAGGCUUGUGCUACCAAAAUCAUUCUGGGAUCGCCUCUUGGCCUACGUGAGUAUUCCAGAAGGCCUAACGGCAGACCAAGCGAGCUGUAUCCGCACGGCCGUGACCCUUGCCAGAUCCAAGAGGGACUAUCUGGAUCUACAUCUGAUUUUUCAGUCUCCUUCUCGCCGAGUUGCGAAGCAGCGGUCCCGGCAAGAUGGACUCCUUUUGCCAUUCGGAGCUCCGCGCCAUGAGUUCCAAGAGCCAAACCCGACAUUAUUCCACGUUCGUAAUGUCUGGCCGAUGGCUAGCUCUGCUGAUCCACUCCAAGGAUGGUCUCUGAAGGACGUCGAAGACAGCUCGAGUGGGCCUGCGUCUGCUGACAUUUACGGCAAGCUUUACAAUCACAUUCACACAGUACUCCGAGCUUUUCUGAGCCGUAUUACGGAUUCGCAAGUAUCAUUUCGACUCUUCUGUGACACGACUCUCGUGCUUACUAGUUUCCUUGAAAGCGGGUAUUUUGAUCGAAUAGAGGUCUCCAACAUGUCAGACAACUGCUUUAAUGGAAUCCACCAAACACUUUUCCUGAUUGGGUUUUUGCUCCAACCCCCCCUCGCCAAUCCGCAUGCGACCCUCAUCACUCUGUUCAGGAACGCAAUUCCAGAGACCUUGAGCAGGCAGGACGUAACGGCGGCUUUAUUUACAGACCACCCAGAGACAAGACUCAUGCGUGCAUCCAUCGCGCACAGAGCAAUAGCAAACGGCUAUGAGUACUUGCCUGACCACCACAUGAGUGAUCCCAAAGUAAUCCAGUGGGUAUAUGCUCAGGCAAAUCUCUCAAACUAUGAUGCCGUUUUCGAACGGUUCAUGAUGGAAGUCGGGUUCUCAGAGCUAAAAGAAUUAUUUAGGGUGGUUAUGAAGGAAAAGCACACUGUCAUCGAGAAGUGGCCUUUCAGAUCCAAACUCCGACAUGGCCAGCCCGGAGCCAUGGAGGAGUUUGUUCGACUCAAUAACGAAGUCGUGUUUGCAAAGGAUCGUUACGUGGAGUGGCGCAGAUGUUAA
Messenger RNA from Trichoderma harzianum CBS 226.95, 1656 nucleotides. RefSeq lists its product as hypothetical. The record is from RefSeq and is a predicted model, not a curated record. Bases 1 to 1656 code for a protein of 551 amino acids. The transcript has 7 exons. Lineage: Eukaryota; Fungi; Ascomycota; Sordariomycetes; Hypocreales; Hypocreaceae.